AUGCCUGAGCACACCUCGGUUGAGAGCAACGAUGUUCCUUUUCGUGAUCUGCCACAAGAGCCAGGUGAUAAAAUCGUGCCGACUGUGACCAAGAAGCGACCAUGGAUGGCUCACUGGCCUCCUCGAUCGGGGCACAACACCGGUGUGUGGGCAACUUCCGAUAGCCCAUCAGUUCUCUCAUGGCGUUACAGCCCACAGCAACCGUUCGACCGUCCCUGGCGCUCCUGGACAAGGACGCCACUAGCAAAGCAGGAGAUAGCAUCCAAAGAGGAUAAGCCAUUUCGGACAGAAACACCAUAUCUUGAGACACAUACUAAGCCCAAACUCUCUAUUCUCCAUGAUGAGACACCUCCCCAUUGUUUUACCUCAAAUAUCGACCAAGAAAGUCAAGAGACCAAGAUAAGCCCUAUCCAGAUGGUAGAGUUCAACUACCUUGCACCUUUGCCUCUGUAUUGCCACGAGAAGCCAUAUUUGAGCAGACUUCCUUUCAUCGAAACUCUGAGGCGAACGAACAUCGCUACUCAACCAUACCCAGUCAAAAUUUGUGACAUAAGCGGAAGGGAAUCAGAUUUCGAACUAGAUGUCUCUGGCUUCUCCUUCACAACGUUUCCCUUUCAGUUUUGCGCCUGGAGCGACGAGUUCGUACAAGCACAAUAUAUACCAGCAUUGUCAGCUUGGCUCAAGCUCCAUUUUCAGUCUCCAAGAGUUGUGAUAUAUGCUUACAAUUUUCGUGGAAGUGAGAUGGCCAGAUCUGAUUCUGGAUCUUGGAAACCUCCAUUUUUCCGGGUUCACUGUGACGCGACGUCUGCGGCAUGUAAGCAAAGACUCAGUCUUCAUGACUGUCUACACACUGAAGAACAUACCCACAAGCGCUGGAGGUUUAUCAAUAUCUGGCGGCCUUUGACGGGCCCCAGGCAGGAUUGUCCUUUAGCACUUUGCGAUAGCAGAAGCGUUCAUAAAAACGACCUGGUUAAAAGCGAUAUCGUGUUCCCUCAUUACUGCGAUGAAGGCUAUGAACUGAUUUUUAACCCUGCUCACCGCUGGUUCUAUAAGGCAAAAAUGUCAACAGAUGAGAUAAUUAUGUUUAAACUUGAUGACAGCUCCUCUGAGGUCGCUCAAUUCUGUCCCCACUCGGCCUUCAAAGACCCUGAAGCAACACAGGAAACGCCUUCCCGUGUUAGUUUAGAGGUCCGAGCAAUCAUAUUUGAGGGAGAUUAA
Messenger RNA from Exophiala aquamarina CBS 119918, 1218 nucleotides. RefSeq lists its product as uncharacterized. NCBI's taxonomy places the organism in Eukaryota, Fungi, Ascomycota, Eurotiomycetes, Chaetothyriales, Herpotrichiellaceae. Bases 1 to 1218 code for a protein of 405 amino acids. Gene Ontology annotation, molecular function: oxidoreductase activity. The transcript has 6 exons. The record is from RefSeq and is a predicted model, not a curated record.